CACGUGAGUGGUGUACGGAAGAAGCUAUGCUGAUCAUGGAAGCGGCUCUGGAGCAGCAUUUGGAGGAUACGAUGAAAAAUCCAUCCAUUGUUGGAAUCAUAUGCACUGACUCGCAAGGUUUGAACUUGGGGUGUUGUGGGAGCUUAUCUGAUGAGCAUGCUGGCAUAAUUUCCAUACUUCCCCAGCUGGCAGCUAAACUUGCUGCGGACCACACUGAUGUGCCUGUUGUUUGUUUGGAAUCGGAUUCUAGAACCAUCAUGAUUCAGACACAUGCCCAGCUGACUGUGGCUGUCCACAAAAUGUCCUCCUAAAGCAUUUCUGCGUGAAGACUGAAUAUGACUUU
Molecule: messenger RNA, 343 nt
Organism: Nanorana parkeri
Lineage: Eukaryota; Metazoa; Chordata; Amphibia; Anura; Dicroglossidae
Gene: LAMTOR5
Product: late endosomal/lysosomal adaptor, MAPK and MTOR activator 5
Exons: 4
Coding region: 27-311 (94 amino acids)
Biological process (GO): cellular response to amino acid stimulus; positive regulation of TORC1 signaling
Cellular component (GO): lysosome; Ragulator complex; cytoplasm
Molecular function (GO): guanyl-nucleotide exchange factor activity
Source: RefSeq, a predicted model, not a curated record